AUGGCUCCUGAAUAUGGAUACAGCCUUGUCGCAGAAGAGGCCGAUGUUGAAGAAGAUGGCUCUUCUGGUACACAAGAGAAGAUAACUCGUAAUCCUUUGAAAUCAUUGACUUGGCAUCUCUUUGGCCCUAUCGCUUGGCUAUUUACAACUUUCCUCCUUGUUGCGGUUCUUAUCCUUCUCGUGGCAGCUGUUACCAAGGAGCCAUCCUCAGAGCAGUGCGCAAAAAAACUUUCAGUCUGGUCACCGGCGCUAGAGGCUGUUGAAUAUGUCGAUGUUCAAUUCCAAAACAAGUUCAAUGAGAAAUCUAUCUACAGGGGAAAACCUACCCCAGAACUUGAGAGGGCAUGGCUUGACUUGUGGAAUUUUGGCCCGGUGAACAUCCCUUUGGAUAAGCUUGAUGCACUCAACAAAUCCAAGGAAGUAGACUGGAAAAGAGCCAAACCAGAAGUUGGAGGCGGUAUAAUCGGAAACCUUGAAACAAGCAACCAGCAUUUGACGGAACUCCACAGCAAGUUCGCGAAGUAA
Molecule: messenger RNA, 525 nt
Organism: Trichoderma aggressivum f. europaeum
Lineage: Eukaryota; Fungi; Ascomycota; Sordariomycetes; Hypocreales; Hypocreaceae
Exons: 4
Coding region: 1-525 (174 amino acids)
Biological process (GO): mycotoxin biosynthetic process
Source: RefSeq, a predicted model, not a curated record